AUGCCGAGUAAACAGAAGAAAAUAAUUUUCUCCGUUGCUGGAGUGUUAAGUUUUGCCUGCGUCCUGAUUGUGGCGGCAGCAGUGGGAACACAGUUUUGGGUUAAGGCAACAGUUUUGUGCAAAACCGGUGCUCAGCUGGUCAACGCCACUGGACCUGAACUAGACAAAUUUAUUGGGAGGGUUAGCUACGGACUCUUCCACGGUCAGAGACUGAAACAGUGUGGACUGGGCGGAAGACCUCUCCGUUUCUCCUUUUUUCCUGACCUGGUGGAUGAAAUCCCUGCCAGUCUCCAUGUGAGUGUCAUCUUCUUCUGUGGAGUACUCAUCCUGUUCUCCUUGAUCUGCUCUGGAUUCUUCAUGUACAACGCUUUUGGUAGUCCCUAUGAGACGCUGCACGGACCACUUGGCCUCUAUCUGUGGAACUUCAUCAGCUGUUUGUGCAGCUGCCUGGUCAUGAUACUGUUUGCCUCUGAAGUCAAGCUGCACCGCCUGUCAGAGAGCAUCGCCAACUACAACGAAGGUAGUUUCGUCUACAAGACGCACACCGAGCAAUUCGAUCGCUCCUUCUGGCUCCUCUUCUUCACCUUCCUCCUCCACGGCCUCAACAUCCUGCUCAUCCGUCUGGCAGGGAUUCAGUUUCCCUUCCAGGAGGCCAAAGAGUCUGACGCCACCACGGGGGCUGCGGAUCUCAUGUACUGA
Chanos chanos (milkfish) is the source of this 699-nucleotide messenger RNA. It is a transcript of the gene clrn1, whose product is annotated as clarin 1. Lineage: Eukaryota; Metazoa; Chordata; Actinopteri; Gonorynchiformes; Chanidae. The transcript is spliced from 3 exons. The record is from RefSeq and is a predicted model, not a curated record. Gene Ontology annotation, biological process: equilibrioception; sensory perception of sound. Bases 1 to 699 code for a protein of 232 amino acids.